GCAGAUCGGCCUGAGCCGCGAGCCGGUGCUGCUGCUGCAGGACUCGUCCGGGGACUACAGCCUGGCGCACGUCCGGGAGAUGGCUUGCUCCAUCGUCGACCAGAAGUUCCCUGAAUGUGGUUUCUAUGGAAUGUACGAUAAGAUUCUGCUUUUUCGCCACGACCCUACCUCUGAAAACAUCCUUCAGCUGGUGAAAACGGCCAGUGAUAUCCAGGAAGGUGAUCUUAUCGAGGUGGUCUUAUCAGCCUCCGCCACCUUCGAGGACUUUCAGAUUCGUCCGCACGCCCUCUUCGUUCAUUCCUACAGAGCUCCUGCUUUCUGCGAUCACUGUGGAGAGAUGCUCUGGGGGCUGGUGCGCCAAGGCCUGAAAUGUGAAGGAUGUGGGCUGAAUUACCAUAAGAGAUGUGCUUUUAAAAUCCCCAACAAUUGCAGUGGUGUGAGGCGGAGAAGGCUCUCGAAUGUUUCCCUCACCGGGCUCAGCACCGUCCGCACAUCAUCUGCCGAGCUCUCCACCAGCGCCCCUGAUGAGCCCCUUCUGUCUCCUGUGAGUCCUGGCUUUGAGCAAAAGUCACCCUCAGAGUCCUUCAUUGGCCGAGAGAAGAGGUCUAAUUCUCAGUCAUACAUUGGCCGGCCGAUCCAGCUGGACAAGAUUUUGAUGUCUAAAGUUAAGGUGCCGCACACCUUCGUCAUCCAUUCCUACACGCGGCCCACGGUGUGCCAGUACUGCAAGAAGCUUCUCAAGGGGCUUUUCAGGCAGGGCCUGCAGUGCAAAGAUUGCAGAUUCAACUGUCAUAAACGCUGUGCACCAAAAGUUCCAAACAACUGCCUCGGCGAAGUGACCAUCAAUGGAGAUUUGCUUAGCCCUGGGGCGGAGUCCGAUGUGGUCAUGGAAGAAGGGAGUGAUGACAAUGACAGUGAAAGGAACAGUGGGCUCAUGGAUGACAUGGAAGAGGCAAUGGUUCAGGAUGCUGAGAUGGUGAUGGCAGAGUGCCAGAAUGACGGUGGGGAAAUGCAGGAUCCAGACCCGGACCACGAGGACUCCAACAGGACCAUCAGUCCAUCAACAAGCAACAAUAUCCCACUCAUGAGGGUAGUGCAGUCUGUCAAACACACCAAGAGGAAAAGCAGCACGGUGAUGAAGGAAGGGUGGAUGGUCCACUACACCAGCAAGGACACCCUGCGGAAACGGCACUACUGGAGACUGGACAGCAAGUGUAUCACCCUCUUUCAGAAUGACACAGGGAGCAGGUACUACAAGGAAAUACCUUUAUCAGAAAUUUUAUCUCUGGAACCAGCAAAAACUUCUGCUUUAAUUCCUAGUGGGGCUAAUCCUCACUGUUUUGAAAUCACUACAGCAAAUGUAGUGUAUUAUGUGGGAGAGAUUGUGGUCAAUCCUUCCAGCCCACUACCAAACAACAGUGUCCUCACCAGUGGCGUUGGUGCAGAUGUGGCCCGGAUGUGGGAGAUGGCCAUCCAGCACGCCCUCAUGCCUGUCAUCCCCAAGGGCUCAUCCGUGGGCCCAGGAACCAGCUCGCACAGAGAUAUUUCUGUGAGUAUUUCAGUAUCAAAUUGCCAGAUUCAAGAAAAUGUGGAUAUCAGCACAGUAUAUCAGAUUUUUCCUGAUGAAGUACUGGGUUCUGGACAGUUUGGAAUUGUUUACGGAGGAAAACAUCGAAAAACCGGAAGAGAUGUAGCUAUUAAAAUCAUUGACAAAUUAAGAUUUCCAACAAAACAAGAGAGCCAGCUUCGUAAUGAGGUUGCAAUUCUACAGAACCUUCAUCACCCUGGUGUUGUAAAUUUGGAGUGUAUGUUUGAGACGCCUGAAAGAGUGUUUGUUGUUAUGGAAAAACUCCAUGGAGACAUGCUAGAGAUGAUCUUGUCAAGUGAAAAGGGCAGGUUGCCAGAGCACAUAACGAAGUUUUUAAUUACCCAGAUACUUGUGGCUUUGCGGCAUCUUCAUUUUAAAAAUAUCGUUCACUGUGACCUCAAACCAGAAAAUGUGUUGCUAGCAUCAGCUGAUCCUUUUCCUCAGGUGAAACUUUGUGAUUUUGGUUUUGCCCGGAUCAUUGGUGAGAAGUCUUUCCGGAGGUCGGUGGUGGGCACCCCCGCUUACCUGGCUCCCGAGGUUCUAAGGAACAAGGGCUACAAUCGAUCUCUGGACAUGUGGUCUGUGGGGGUCAUCAUCUACGUCAGCCUCAGUGGCACAUUCCCGUUUAAUGAAGAUGAAGACAUCCAUGACCAAAUCCAGAAUGCAGCCUUCAUGUAUCCACCAAAUCCCUGGAAGGAGAUCUCUCAUGAAGCCAUUGAUCUUAUCAACAAUUUGCUGCAAGUGAAAAUGAGAAAGCGGUAUAGCGUUGACAAGACCUUGAGUCACCCUUGGUUACAGGACUAUCAGACGUGGUUAGAUUUAAGAGAGCUGGAAUGCAAAAUCGGGGAACGCUACAUCACCCAUGAGAGCGAUGACUUGAGGUGGGAGCAGUACGCAGGCGAGCAGGGGCUGCAGUACCCGGCGCACCUGAUCAAUCCAAGUGCCCGCCACAGCGACAGUCCUGAGACCGAAGAAACCGAGAUGAGAGCCCUCAGUGAGCGUGUCAGCAUCCUCUGAGUUCCGUCUCCUAUAAUCUGUCAAAACACUGUGGAAUUAAUAAAUACAUACGGUCAGGUUUAACA
Otolemur garnettii (small-eared galago) is the source of this 2670-nucleotide messenger RNA. It is a transcript of the gene PRKD1, whose product is annotated as protein kinase D1. Gene Ontology annotation, molecular function: ATP binding; protein serine/threonine kinase activity. NCBI's taxonomy places the organism in Eukaryota, Metazoa, Chordata, Mammalia, Primates, Galagidae. The transcript is spliced from 19 exons. Bases 80 to 2605 code for a protein of 841 amino acids. The record is from RefSeq and is a predicted model, not a curated record. Gene Ontology annotation, biological process: protein phosphorylation.